AUGAAGCAGAAACACUCGAAGGAAAAGGUGGAAGUGACAGAGAAGGAAGGUACCUUCUUUGUCCGUCCACUCUGGCCCCAAAAAUUUCAUUAUAUUCUGACCUUGGUGGGCUACUCUUUGAGGCCAACCCAGCUCUGGAACUUUGUCUACCUCUGGAUUCACAAAGGAGGCUGUAGCUUCUUCAUGAUCUAUAUCAUCAUUCUGGUCUUUGUUGGGAUUCCUCUCCUUUUCCUGGAGAUGGCAGUUGGCCAGAUGCUGCAGCAGGGUAGCCUGGAUUUGUGGAAGAUCAUUGGCCCCUGGGCUGGUGGAGUGGGGUACAUCAGCUUCAUGGUGUGCUUCAUCACCAGUACGUACACGAAUGUGUUCAAUUCUUGGAUCCUCUUCUACUUGAGCCACUUCUUCCAGUUCCCUGUUCCAUGGGAGAAAUGUCCCUUAUUGAAGAAUGCCAGUGACUUUGAUCCAGCCUGUGCACGGACGACACCCUCCAUCUACUUCUGGUACCAGCAGACCUUGAAGGCUUCAGACAGAAUUGAGGAUGGUGGGCCACCGGUCUUAAGUCUGAGCCUUCCCUUAUUUGUGUCCUGGUGUCUCAUUGGUGUUUUUAUCAUCAAUGGACUCCAGUCCAUUGGGAAGGUAAUGUAUGUCUUGGUAGUACUUCCCUAUUUCAUCCUCUUCUGUUUCCUUAUCCGGAGUCUACUGCUGGAAGGGGCAAUAUAUGGCCUUCAACAUUUGCUGGUUGCCAAGGUGUCAGCUUUGUACAACGUAAAUGUGUGGUCAAGAGCAGGGAGCCAAGUUGUGUUUCAGCUGGGCCUAGGCUUUGGCCCCAUUGUCUCCUUAGCCUCGCACAUGCCCCAGUCCAACAACUGUGUCAUGGAUACCUUCAUCAUGGCUGUGGUCAUCGUGGUCACCUUAUUGCUUUUUACAACUUUCAUCCUCUCAGUGCUGGGCUUCUGGGCUACGGUCCUCACAUACCGCUGCAAUGAGAAGAAUGUGGAAACACUCAUAAAGCUGAUAAACCUUGGGAAACUGCCUCGUGAUGCUUAUCCCCCUGCUGAUCUGCGGGAAAACCCAACCUCCAUCUAUAACACCUGGCUCAACAGCCUUCCCCAGGAUAUCAAGAACAUGGUCCUCAGCUACAUACCUGAAUGCAACAUACAGGAUCAGUUUUUGCAGAUUAAGGAUAGCCAAAGCUUUUCAUUCCUGAUCUUUGCUGAAUACACCUCAUUUCUUCCCUGGUCUUCCCUCUGGUCUCUCUUCUUCUUUCUGUUGUUGCUGUUCAAAGAGCUGGGCAUCAUGGUAGGAUUCAUGCAGGGCAUCAUUCUCCCACUCCAGGAUACCUUCUCUUCCCUCAGAAAACAUACAGCACUGCUCACAGUGGGUAUCAUUAUGCUCCUGUACCUGUGUGGCCUCUUCUUCACUCGACCUUCAGGCAUCUACUUCAUGAGACUGCUGAAUGAAUACUGGAUAGUCCUCCCCAUCUUCUUCAUCAUCAUAUGUGAAAACAUUACUGUAGCCUGGGCUUAUGGGGCCAAGAGGUUCCUUGCAGACAUGGCUGUCCUGUUGGACCGCCCCAUCUCCUCCAUCUGCAGUAGGCUGUGGUGCUAUGUGUCUCCAGUUGUGCUGCUAUUCUUGUUGGUGAUCAUCCUGGUUGACCUUAGUAUGAAGCCCAUGACCUACAUCGCCUGGGACUCAGUUGGUUCAAAAGAGGUGCUUCGACCAUACCCGUCAUGGGGACUAUUCUUGGUCAUCAUCCUUUUUCUCAUUGUCAUCCUCCCAGUCCCUGUGUACUUAGUAUACUGUCUCUGCAAUGGGAUGCCCUUCAAAUCCAAGAGUAAGAACAGGCUUAUGAUAUUCUCCAAAUCUCCACCCCUGAGUGACCAACCAGUGCUCCGUGAAAAGGUCCAAAAGGAGGAAAUUCCACAAGGUGAUAAAACAAAGUAG
Messenger RNA from Urocitellus parryii (Arctic ground squirrel), 1941 nucleotides. It is a transcript of the gene Slc6a16, whose product is annotated as solute carrier family 6 member 16. Gene Ontology annotation, biological process: nitrogen compound transport; amino acid transport; sodium ion transmembrane transport. The record is from RefSeq and is a predicted model, not a curated record. NCBI's taxonomy places the organism in Eukaryota, Metazoa, Chordata, Mammalia, Rodentia, Sciuridae. Gene Ontology annotation, cellular component: plasma membrane.